AUGAAACCGUUUGCGUGUCGGCUCUACAUAUGUUACAUUUUGCAAGUUAUCCUUGCAACGGAUGCUCUACCGGAUCAACCCAGCAGCUCAGCAAACCGGACCGCGGUUCCUGACCCAGACCUGGACAGCUGGGAUGUGCCUUACGCAGGUGCGGUGUGCCAAGAUGACUGGACCCUCUAUGACCCCACCCAGACCUGUUUCCGGUUCUUCUCCUCGGCGUUCGUCCAGCAGAGUGCCAUGGACUACUGCAGCUCCACCCCGGGCAGAGGCAGUCUGGCUACGGUCUCCCUGCGCCAGCUCCGUUACCUGGCCAUCACCGCCCUCGUGGGCCAGGCCGGCAAGACAUGGUGGCUCGGGUACGAGAUGCGGCGCGUGGAUGAUCUGCUGACAAACUCCAGCGAUUGGAAGAUGGUGGACCUGUCCGGCAGCGAAGUUGACCUGAGCUGGAUCGGUUUGGAAGCCCCCAUGUUGGACGAGGGGAUGGAGGACAAGUUGUGCGUGGUCAUGACACUGCAGAGCGCCCCUGCAAAGUUAGAGACGGAUCCGUGGGAGCUCAGGCUCCAGUCCUGCACGGAACAAUCAGGAUUCCUGUGUUCAGAAGAUGCUGAACUGGUCUGCUUUGACCGCAAGGGCAACACGGUCAGGGAAGAUGAGCACUACAUCCCCCCAGGCCACGACGCCUGUACCCGCUGCCGCUGCGUGGAGGGCCGGCCGGGGAUGUGCAUGACCACCAUGUGCGCUAAGCCACACUGUGAGCUGUACCGUCCCGAUCCUGAGGAGUGCUGUCAGUACAUCUGCACAGACGGUGGGGACGGAGACGACAAAGGCUCGAACGUGUCGGACAACAUGCGCUGGGUUUUGACCAUGCUGACAUCUUUUAUUCUCCUGGGUAUGAUGCUGUUCAUGCUGUACCGCAUGAGGCAAAAGAGAAUGGCCUACCUGCGAUACCGAGCUCAGCAGAUGAGGGAAGGUACCAUGACAGACUUUGAGCCGGGGACGGGCCCCCCUCCUCCCCCUAAUCUUGAUGACAUCGAUGGAGCAGUCUACAGGGAACCACCACCCCCAUACUCGUUCGUUAAAGACGACCAACACAUUCCGACCGAACAGCCCCCGCCGUAUGUCUCCACGGUUACCUUAUCCAUGGACGUCAACCGUAACCGGGACAGACGAAAUGUCUUUCAACAAGAUAGCGAUGCGGUGGCCCUACUGGAUGGUUCUGUUAGCUCAGAGCCCAACACCCCUACACUUAUUACAGGUGUUCCACCUCUGCUGCCCAGCCCCCCUGCAUACCCAAGCAGCACUGAAAACAGCACCGCGUCAUCCCCGCAGACAGAUCAGAGCACCCCGGGGGGAGAAAGCGUGACUGCCGCAACACCCGCACAACCGACCAUUCUGACCUCGAUCAACACAACGGUUUGAACGUGUGUGUGUGUGUGAAAGGUUGGUGGUCCCUGUCAAAUUAACCAAUCCCCCUACUAGCCAUUUCUCUAACAUUUACGUGUAGAAAUUAAAGAUAUAUUCAAGUUUGCACACUGUUAAGGGUUAGCUCACCUGGGUCGACUCGGGUUAUCCCUGUGCCGUUCGAUUAGCUCUGACGUCAUUCUCAGGGCUCACCUAGGCCAGCCACCACAGACCCUGCUCUUGGAGCAGAGUCAGUGGUGGAGAUACGUCACACGCAUGCGCUGUUCAUUCUAUUUGAAGUCUAAACAUUAUUGACCUAUCGCCGUUUGCGAGUUAGCCACUCCCCUUAGACAACCCUAUGGAGUUUUUGCACACUAUGUUUUGUUUGUCUCAGAUUUUGCACGUUCCACGUCCAUUUGUAUAUUAUGCAAUUGGACAAUAUUUCACAAGCUGCGUUGACGCGAUUCUUUCUAACGCGAUUCUACCGCGAUAGGUCAAUUAGUUAUUUAUCUCAUUUCGACUUUGGAGGCUAUAAUUCCAGCCCGACAUUGUUACAGUUAACGAUUGACGGAAAAGCAGUAAAUCCUACAGUAAGACUCCGACCGAAAAGGACAUUUUGUCAAUUUCUACGGCUGCAGCUACGGACGUCGCGUGAGGAUCACGAUGGCCCGCGUUUGAGCGUUCAAUUAGCCUGGCUGUCGUGGCUACCCCAUCAACCUUUACCCGAGUCAACCCAGUUGAGCUAAUCAAACGCACCCUAAAAUUCAUUGUUACAGAGGACGUUUUUCUUAUCAGAGAACCACUUGAAAGUAAUGCAGAGCUUCAAUUU
Molecule: messenger RNA, 2230 nt
Organism: Patiria miniata (bat star)
Lineage: Eukaryota; Metazoa; Echinodermata; Asteroidea; Valvatida; Asterinidae
Product: integral membrane protein DGCR2/IDD-like
Exons: 8
Coding region: 1-1419 (472 amino acids)
Cellular component (GO): membrane
Source: RefSeq, a predicted model, not a curated record